AAAUAUGUAUCUCUCCUGAGCUCAAGCCAAGGAGGCAACUUCAUUCUCUCUUUCCCUUUCUUAGCUUCUCUAAGCUCCAAAAAAUCCAUGGCUAGUCAAGCGCGAUCAGCGGUUUCUGUCCUUCUAGUCCUUAACCUUGUACUCUACUUCAUCAUAACUGUCAUGGCUUCGUGGACGGUAAAUCACGCGAUGGAGAAAUCUUUCRAAACAGCAUCGACAUUGUCACCGCCAGCUCACUUGUUUCCGAUAUACUUCCCCGUCGGAAACAUGGCGACAGGAUUCUUUGUUAUAUUCUCUCUGAUUGCUGGGGUUGUGGGAAUGGCAACAUCAGCCACAGGAAUCACCAAUGUCUCAAAAUGGAAUGCCUCAGACUUGCACACAGCAUCUGUUUCCUCUCUUGCAACUUGGGCAGUCACCAUACUUGCUAUGGGGUUUGCUUGGAAAGAAAUGGAACUUGGUUGGACAACUUCAAACUUGAGGACCUUGGAGGUAAUGACAAUCAUCACAAGUGCAACUCAGUUGUUAUGCACAGGCGCUAUCCAAGUUGGAGUUGAAGAGAUGAUUUUUUAUGGCAACCGACUUGAAGGAAGGGUUUGAAUGAAACAAACAACCUUUCUCAUAUCUUGUACUUUAAACUUUUUUUUAUUAUUAUUUUACGCAUUGAUUUCGUGUGGAUUUGAUGUCGAGAUGACAUGUCGAUGUUGUCUAUCAUGUGUUUUUCUUUUUGUAAAAAAAAAAUUCUUAUAAUGUGUGAACUUCGAAAUAGAAAAAGUUCAUAAUUGUUAUUAUA
Messenger RNA from Momordica charantia (bitter melon), 790 nucleotides. Its product is annotated as AWPM-19-like family protein. NCBI's taxonomy places the organism in Eukaryota, Viridiplantae, Streptophyta, Magnoliopsida, Cucurbitales, Cucurbitaceae. The record is from RefSeq and is a predicted model, not a curated record.